Messenger RNA from Fukomys damarensis (Damara mole-rat), 294 nucleotides. Its product is annotated as serine palmitoyltransferase small subunit A. Gene Ontology annotation, molecular function: serine C-palmitoyltransferase activity. Gene Ontology annotation, biological process: ceramide biosynthetic process. The record is from RefSeq and is a predicted model, not a curated record. Lineage: Eukaryota; Metazoa; Chordata; Mammalia; Rodentia; Bathyergidae. Gene Ontology annotation, cellular component: serine palmitoyltransferase complex.
AUGGUGUGGAUGGGGCUGGCGUGGGCCUGGAAGCAGAUGUCCUGGUUCUAUUACCAGUACCUGCUGGUCACGGCGCUCUACAUGCUGGAGCCCUGGGAGUGGACGGUGUUCAAUUCCAUGUUGGUUUCUGUUGUGGGCAUGGCUCUGUACACUGGAUACGUCUUCAUGCCCCAGCACAUCAUGGCGUUGCACUACUUUGAAUUGUACAGUGACCACUAUGUGACCAGGAUCAAGAGGUUCCUUGGAGAAGACCCACCCUACAAAGUUGGAAUGAUAUUUCCUCAGAUGUCCUAA